GAAUUGAACUGUGAUAUCCAUUAUGAUGUAAAAUGCUUUGAAAUGUUUAUUAUAUGGGGAUAUUUUGCAGUUAACCAGCAAGAUUUUAAAAGUUGAUGUUUUCAGAGUAGAGUUUGGUUGUUCUCUCUACUGCGCAUGCUCUCCUGGACCCCGGAGGUUUUGAAUCUGAAAGUUGUUGUCCCUUGGAGCUCAAUUGUUUUCAUUUUGGAUUUUUCCAACUGUUUAUCCUUUAAAGCCAUUUCUUCCGAUAAGUCCUCUACAAUUGGAGUUUAAAACCUUCCGCUGUCUCCCGGCUGACUGAGCUGGCAGCCGGGGACCGCCGCUCUCUGUCCCGCCCGGAGCAGAGCCUCAUGUCCGGCUUCGGCCUGGUCCCGGUGGAUGGCGGGGAUCUGGUCCCGCUGCCGCCGGGUGAGACGGUGCUGGGCCGGGGUCCCUUCCUCGGGAUCAGUGACCCCAGAGUUUCCCGACGCCACGGUCUGCUGGAGAACCUGGACGGACAGCUGCGACUGAAACCGACCCACAUCAACCCGUGUUUCCUCCUGUUGUCCCCGAACGAUGACCCCCGACCCCUGGAGAGGGGCUCCUGGCACCGGCUUCAACCCGGAGAUCAGUUCUCUCUGCUGCCGGGUCGCUUCAUCUACAGGGUGGCGGCCUACGGCGCGGAGCAGAGCGCGCCCAGGUACCCGCCUCCCAGGCGUUGUCAUGGCGAUGACGGGGCGUCUGUCACUACCGGCAUGAGGUUCAUUACGGAGCGGUGUUUUGUUCUCAUGUCCCGCUGCAGAAACAGUCAGAACUUUGAGGAAGAGGACGGAGCUCUUCCUCUUCCUGCCGGGUCCGACGCGGCGGCUCCUCUGGCGGCCAGACCGGGUCAGGAACAGACUUCCUGUCCAGACAGGAACCAGCACAGCAGCGAUUUCAGGCAGGAAGUCUCGACGCCACGUCUGGAUGGCGUUCAGAGCGACGAGGCUCCGCCCCCUCCCAGGAGGCGGGUCUUACCUGCCUGGAUGAUGGCGGCUGCUGCGGCUCCAGCCUCCAAAGGCGUGAAGAGGAGUAAACCUGCUGCCACUCCGGACCCGCCCACUUUAUCCCCCCCACCUGAGGAGGCGGAGCUCCGCGAGGAAGACGCCGAGACGCCGAGGAAGAAGAGUCGGGCGAUGAGCAGCGAGGAAGAAAUCCUCCCAACACAAACAGAUGACCUCUGGGAUGAGUCGACCUCCAGAGGUCAGAUUGGACCCAGCAGGUCAGAGGUCAGCUCUUCGCCGUCACGGAGCGCAGCAGCUGAGAAAUCGCAGCAGGAGGAGAAGAAGAUCCGGUCUGGAGUCAGAACCGCUUGUCCCUAUGGGAAGGACUGCUACAGGAAGAACCCGCUUCACUUCCAGGAGAGCAGUCACCCUGGAGACGCCGACUACGAGGAAGAGGAGGAGGAGGAGGAGGAGGAAGAGGAGGAGCGACCGGAGUGUCCGUACGGCGCCGCCUGCUACAGGAAGAAUCCUCUCCACCGGAGGCAGUUCAGACACACGCAGCGACCCGCGCCCCGCUCCGCCGCCAACGACGACCCCGACAACUUCAUCAGCGACGACUCGGGCGACGACUCGGACUACGAUCCGCAGGACGACCUGCAGCGGCAGAGGGAGGCGAAGGCCUUCCUGAGGAAGAGGAGGUAGAGGAAGAUCGGGUCACAUGACCCGUCUGGCUGAAAGUCUGAUCACCAGCCUGACGACAGGAAACACUAAAAGAGGGUUUUCAAAUGAAAAGCUUUAUGUGAGCUGGAAGCAGAAAAGGGAACAUUUGUAUUUAUUAAUGUUUCUGCAUUUUAUCCAGCAGUUUUAUUUCUGAUGCUUUUAUUGUGAAAAUAUCAGGAAAUGUGAAACAAGAAUCAAUUUCUUAUUUUUAAAUGGUUUCUUCUUUACUCCACUUUUUUUAAAAAUUAAAAGCUAAUGGAUAGGCUUCUAAAGAUUGCUAACAGCCAAUGAUCGCUAACAGCUAAUGAUCGCUAACAGCUAAUGAUCGCUGACAGCUAAUGAUCGCUGACAGCUAAUCGCUAACAGCUAAUGAUCGCUGACAGCUAAUGAUCGCUGACAGCUAAUGAUUUCUAACAGCUAAUGAUCACUGACAGCUAAUGAUUGCUAACAGCUAAUGAUCGCUGACAGCUAAUGAUCGCUGACAGCUAAUCGCUAACAGCUAAUGAUCGCUGACAGCUAAUCGCUAACAGCUAAUGAUUGCUGACAGCUAAUCGCUAACAGCUAAUGAUCGCUAACAGCUAAUGAUCACUGACAGCUAAUGAUUGCUAACAGCUAAUGAUCGCUGACAGCUAAUGAUCGCUAACGGCUAAUGAUCGCUGACUCCUGAUUUGAUCUAAAUAAUAUUAAA
Messenger RNA from Gambusia affinis (western mosquitofish), 2370 nucleotides. RefSeq names its product aprataxin and PNKP like factor (gene aplf). Gene Ontology annotation, biological process: double-strand break repair. The coding region runs from base 351 to 1664 and encodes 437 amino acids. The transcript has 9 exons. Lineage: Eukaryota; Metazoa; Chordata; Actinopteri; Cyprinodontiformes; Poeciliidae. Gene Ontology annotation, cellular component: nucleus; site of double-strand break. The record is from RefSeq and is a predicted model, not a curated record. Gene Ontology annotation, molecular function: DNA-(apurinic or apyrimidinic site) endonuclease activity; 3'-5' exonuclease activity; protein binding.